AUGUCCGACGACCCCACCGCAGACUUCCUCGCACGCGAGAAGGCCAUCCUCGGCGAGGACGCUGACCUCUUCGCUUCCGGUGAGACGCCCACCGCCCCCGCUGGCAUCGACGCCUUCCCCGACCUCACUUCCCCCGUCGAGGCCGCCCCCAUCGCAUCGCCCACCAAGCCCUCGGGCAUUGACGCGUUCCCUGCCCUUGAGGACGAGUUUGUGGGCUCGUCCGAGGUCCGCGUUACUGGCAACGUUGGCCUUGGCGAGGACCCCGAGCGCGAGCAGUUCGAGUCGGCGUUCCCCGACCUCUCGAGCGACGUGUCUAGCGCACCGGUCGCUCCCAAGCCCGUGUUCAACGCGCUCGAGCCCCAGCCCUACGGCGCGUCUCCUUACCCCCCGACCGCCGCUCCCCAGCCCACGCGCUCGAUCCUCCCUCCUCCCGCUUUCGCCAACACCCUCCCCGAGACUGAGGAGGACACUGAGCCAAUCCGUCAGUGGCGUGAGCAGCAGGUCAAGGACAUUGAGGCGCGCAACGCCGCUGCGGCCGCCAAGCGCGACGAGAUGGCCAACAAGGCCGAGAAGGCGAUUGACCAGUUCUACGAGGAGUACAACAAGGAGAAGGAGAAGAACAUCCGCGAGAACAAGGAGGAGGAGGCCAAGUUUGUCGAGAAGCUCAACGAAGACAUUGCCAAGGGCUCGACUUGGGAGCGUAUUACCGACCUCAUUGGCCUGGAGAACUCUCCAGCUUCUUCUUUGUCCUGUCUCCUCCAGAGAACCACACAGAUCCCCACUAACACUUCUACAGAGUCCAAGACUAUCCGUCCCUCUGGUGGCUCGGACCUGACGCGCAUGAAGGAGAUCCUCCUCACUCUGCGGCGCGAGGGCGACAAGGCGCCUGGCGCGGCUGGCUUCUAA
Apiotrichum porosum is the source of this 906-nucleotide messenger RNA. RefSeq lists its product as uncharacterized. Gene Ontology annotation, molecular function: structural molecule activity; clathrin heavy chain binding. The transcript is spliced from 5 exons. Gene Ontology annotation, biological process: intracellular protein transport; clathrin-dependent endocytosis; clathrin coat assembly. Gene Ontology annotation, cellular component: plasma membrane; clathrin coat of coated pit; clathrin coat of trans-Golgi network vesicle. The coding region runs from base 1 to 906 and encodes 301 amino acids. NCBI's taxonomy places the organism in Eukaryota, Fungi, Basidiomycota, Tremellomycetes, Trichosporonales, Trichosporonaceae. The record is from RefSeq and is a predicted model, not a curated record.